GCUACUCCAGGGACACAGAGCAGUGUCAUACAAAAAUCAAGGAGCUCAGGCAAGCAUACCAAAAAACCAGGGAGGCAAACGGGCGCUUUGGGUCACAGACCCAUACAUUCUGCUUCUACCGUGAGCUCCAUGCAAUUAUGGAGGGUGACGCCAUCACUACCUCACCACUGUCCGUGGACAACGGCAAGGGGGAAGUUGCCUGGAGAGAGCAGGAAGAGUCAUUGGAGGACGAAGAAGAGGAGGAGGAGGAGGAAGACAGUGAACAGGCGGCAAGUGAGGAAUCCAUUUUCCCCCCAGCGAGGAACUAUGCUUAACGCUGGAGCCAAUAGCCUCCCCCACUCCCAAUGUGGGCUCCCAGACCAUGACCCUGGAGAAAGUACUUCUGGUGCAAAUGUUUCAACGCAACCCCUAUCUACUCCGUCCCAGAGGCUGGUCCAGAUUAGAAGGUGGAAAAAACGAACUCGGGAAGACAUGUCUGCCGAGCUCAUGCAGUCCUCCCGCACUGAUAGGGUGCAGCUGAAUGCGUGCAGGCAAACAAUCGAGGAGUCCCAUAAAGCAUUACAAGAACACGAAGAGUGGAGGGAUGCGUGUGAUGAGAGCAGACAGGAUGCUAUGGUCAAACUCAUGGGGGAGCAAACUGACAUCCUACCUUAUGGUGGAUCUAAUGCGGGAAAGGCAGCAAGACCACAGACUACUGCUGCAGCCCUGUAUAACCACCCUCCCUCCUCCCCAAGUUCCAUACCCUCCUCACCCAGAUACCCAAGAACAUGAGUGGGGAGGCUACGGGGACCCACGCACUCAACCCCGGAGGAUUGCCCAAGCAGCAAAAAGCUGGCAUAUGCGAACUUUUGAUUUGGUUUUUGGACUUGUCCCUCCCCCCUCCAACCCAACACCUCCGCCCACCCCCCAUCUGCCUUCUGAUUUCUCUCAGUGUGUUGUGCAACAAAUAAUA
Gopherus flavomarginatus (Mexican gopher tortoise) is the source of this 952-nucleotide messenger RNA. RefSeq lists its product as uncharacterized. The coding region runs from base 130 to 771 and encodes 213 amino acids. The record is from RefSeq and is a predicted model, not a curated record. NCBI's taxonomy places the organism in Eukaryota, Metazoa, Chordata, Testudines, Testudinidae. The transcript has 2 exons.